AUGGCCAAUAGAGUACGCCAAAUGAUUCAUGAAGAAGUUGGAGAUAAAUAUUUUUGUAUUCUUGUUGACGAAGCACAAGAUAUCUCCAAGAAAGAGAAAAUGGCCAUUAUCUUGAGGUUUGUGAAUGAUCAGAGAAUUUUGACUGAACAUUUUUUUGCAAUUAAAAGCGUUAGUGACACUACUUCACUAAAUUUGAAGAAAGAGAUAUGUCGUGUUAUUUCUCAUCAUGAUUUGCAGGUUGAGAAAAUGAGAGGUCAUGGAUAUGAUGGUGCUAGUAAUAUGCGUGGUUCAUGGAAUGGACUUCAAACAUUAUUUCUUAGAGAUUGUCCAUAUGCCUAUUAUAUUCAUUGCUUUGCUCAUCGUCUACAGUUGGCAAUAGUUUCUGCAGCUAAAGAUAUUAGUGUCAUUUGGGAGUUCAUUUCUCACUUGGAUAAUGUUGUCAACAUUAUAACUUCUUCACCAAAGCGUAUUCUUCAAAGAAAAGUUCAAGAUAUUUUGGCUGCUAUUGCUUUUGUCUCUACUACUAAAACUAUUCUUCAAGAAUUGAGAGAAAGUGGCUGCUGGGAAGAAUUUCUCGAAGAAGUCAAGGUCUUUUGCUUGAAGAAUGAUAUUGAUGUCCCCAAUUUGGAUUCUCUAUAUAAGAUCUUAAAAACUCUUUCGAAUCAGUUCAACAGUGAUAAUAUUUGCAAGCUUGCGAGAAAAUUCUAUCCUGAAGAUUUCACUGAUCAAGAUAUUGUUUCGUUAGAGUAUGAGUUGGAACAUUAUAAGCACGAUGUGAUUGUGAUGCAGGAGUUUCAAGUUUCUACACUUGUUGAGUUGAGCCAACUACUUAUGAAGAGUGCAAGGUCAAAGCAUGUGAAGACGGCACUUCGUAACAACAUGGGAGAUGAUUUGCUUGAAGAUUAG
Molecule: messenger RNA, 906 nt
Organism: Salvia miltiorrhiza (redroot sage)
Lineage: Eukaryota; Viridiplantae; Streptophyta; Magnoliopsida; Lamiales; Lamiaceae
Exons: 4
Coding region: 1-906 (301 amino acids)
Source: RefSeq, a predicted model, not a curated record